Molecule: messenger RNA, 1965 nt
Organism: Aegilops tauschii subsp. strangulata
Lineage: Eukaryota; Viridiplantae; Streptophyta; Magnoliopsida; Poales; Poaceae
Source: RefSeq, a predicted model, not a curated record
AAAGGCAAAUGAACUAGAAAAUAAAUAAUAAAAUAAAAAUGAAUAACAAUACGAAAUAAGUACAAGAACAGAUGAAAAUAAUUAAUUCAAACAUAGAAAACAUAAUAGAGAAGAAAUGAUAAAAAAAAAGGAAACCCGGUUUUUUUAACACAAUACAAUCGCAAUUGCUUACAUACACGCACAUACAGACACUCUAUGAACUCACACACGCACAUCUACUCUUGUGAGCACCUCUGACAUACUGAGCUGACACAGUAUUUUAAGAUUGACAAAUUUACCACAGUCGUCUCGUAGUCAGCGAGAAGGUAUCCUCCUACUGAACAAACAUCGCCGGAAAGCUUGAAAUAAAUCUAGUAAAUACGAGCAGUAGUGCCAAGUCUAGAACUUCAAUCCUGGUGGAUUGAUUCCAUCACAAAGAACCUAAUCAUAUGAGUUAUUCCCAUUUCACCAAAAAAAUAAUUAAGAAAAAACCUGAUUUUUUUUUUAGAAAUGAAAAACUGAAGCGAACUAUCCGGUGCAGCUCCCGUAAAAAAAAGAGAACUUUCCCUAAAAAAAAGAAGAAGAAUAGAACUAUCUAGUGCAGCGAUGUAUGGUGGCGGCACGUUCUAAUUUGGAGGUAGCCGGCGCCCGUCUCCGCAUCCUUUGGUUCGCCCCCGAUCGGGUAGAGCGUGCGCGUGACACGGCGCGGCGGUGACACGAAAUUCCUCCGUUUUCCGGAAGCGGAACAGACCGCCGCGCAGAAGAAACAAACCACCCCACCGACCGUAGCCUCUCCGGGAGGUGGCGCUGCGGCGCACGGCGAGAAAAGCGACCAAACCCCUCGCAGUCUCAGAAAAAGCGUCCGAGAAAAGCAGAAGCCAGGCGAUCGAGUGAGGACCGAGGAGCCAAAAUCCAGAGCCUCCGCAUCACACGGGAGCCGAGGCCGAUCGAUGGCACGACGGAAGCCGCCGGCGCAGCAUGGAGCCCGGAGCGAGGACGGCCAGGCCCAGGCGACGGCGCCGCCGCUGAAGCGGGGGCCGUGGACGGCGGAGGAGGACGAGGUGCUGGCGCGGUUCGUGGCGCGGGAGGGGGAGGGGCGGUGGCGCACGCUGCCACGGCGGGCGGGCCUGCUGCGCUGCGGCAAGAGCUGCCGCCUGCGGUGGAUGAACUACCUCCGGCCGGACAUCAAGCGCGGCCCCAUCGCCGAGGACGAGGAGGACCUCAUCCUCCGCCUCCACCGCGUCCUCGGCAACCGGUGGUCGCUGAUCGCCGGGAGGCUGCCGGGGCGCACGGACAACGAGAUCAAGAACUACUGGAACUCGCACCUCAGCAAGAAGCUCAUCGCCCAGGGCCUCGACCCGCGGACGCACAUGCCGCUCGCCGCUGCUCCCGGCAGGGCGGCAGCUCCUACCGACAAGACGACGUGGGCGCCGACGGUCAGACCGCCGCAACCUCCGCCUCCGCCCCCGCCAGUGCCGCCGACCUCGUCUGCCGCUGGAACUGGAUGCGACGGCCGUGACAGCCCAGCCGGCGGAGGCAAUGACGACCUCGCCGCGGCGAUGAGCGUCGACGCCCAUGACUUCGAAGGUUUCGGUGAUCAGCUUCUCGCCGACUACGCUGCUUCCCGCGGAGUCUUCAACGACGUCAUGGGGAGUCCAAUGGUGGACGACGAUACCUUCAGCUCGUUCCUCGAUUCCUUGAUGAAUGAGCGCCAGUUGGCUGCUGAUCACAAGGGUGUGAUGAACGAUCAGGGCGGCGCUAUCUAGCUGAUGCAGAUUUACAAAUGCACUGUCAUCCUGAGCAGCGAAUAAGUUGAUUGAUGAUGAGCAGAUACAAACUGCGUACACAUGAAUUGCUUAAUGUGAUGAAGGGAUCUGGUGACGUUUGUUUGUGUGAUGAAAAUCAGUACUACGAGGAUGUAAUGUAUGGAUUGCACAGACAUAAGAUUUGUAGAUGGUGCGAAUUAAUCAAUGUGUUCACCUGCUA